Molecule: messenger RNA, 634 nt
Organism: Drosophila novamexicana
Lineage: Eukaryota; Metazoa; Arthropoda; Insecta; Diptera; Drosophilidae
Exons: 3
Coding region: 22-618 (198 amino acids)
Source: RefSeq, a predicted model, not a curated record
UACAGCUGAAAUGUUUGCUGGAUGAGAAUGGACGGCUCCUCUGAUGGCUAUUUGGUAGUUUGCAGCUAUACAAUUGCAGUACUGGAUCUCAUCUCCGCGGUGCUCUUUGCGAGUAUCUCGGGCAUGCUAUAUGCACAACACAGUCACUGGACGUCGCUGGCUGCGCUCAUCUUUUCCAUUGCUUGGAUGUGCAUUAUUUUGAUUUUGUUACUGGGCAUUUACCGGCGUCAGUUAAACUAUGUGCGCUACUGGCUGGUCUUCACCUGCUUGGGCAUUAUGCUGGAUGCGAUUCUUCUACUUUAUGGACUGACACUGGCCGUCUCAAUAAAUUGGGAGGGCGUUAGGAUUACCCUAAUGCCGUUUGUAGGCUUGGCUGUGGAAAUGACUUUUGUGUAUAUUAUCUACAUAUUCUAUUUGGAUAUGAUAGAGCAUGAACAGUGGAUACCGUUGUCUAGUCCCAGAUUUAAAGGUGGUUGCAAUCCUAGGAACAAAAAAGAAACAUCCCGUAGCAGUGACACACAGCGCAGGGAGCGCAAGCGUCUUAGGAAGAUGUACAAGAGAGAGGAAAAAGCUGCCUUAAAGGAGCUGCAACGCAAGCUCCGUAGGGGUCAAGUCUAAUGACCCUCCCACAAAU